AUGUUGACGGAGGCGUCGACGGAUCACUGUGAGGCCGCCAUCAGCAUUCUGAACUUCCUUAACCUGGGCGACCUGGUAGACGAGUUCUACUACACGGAUGCCGGGUCGGCGGAUGAUCAGCAUCGUCUUCACGCAUCCUCCUGCCUGGCCUUCGGCAUUCAGCCGCCAUCACAGCAGCAUCUCGGUGACUCCAUGCAUCGGACACAGGGCGGGACCCUGGCGCCGGCAUUGACACCGACCAUGCUGGAUGGGCUCUCAGGCGAGGAGGACGAGGAUGCCAUCUUCUCCUACUACCUAGAUGAGGACGACGAGGUCGGGGAAGAAGGGGCUGCGCGCGGUGGGGCUCUGUGGUCGAGCCCGGAUGACACCGGCCCUGGGACCAGGGCCGGGGUCGGAGCCGAUGCCGCUGGCGACCUUGGGGCCGAGUCCGACCCGGGGCCCGACAUCGAAUCGGACAGCGAUGGGGCCGCUGAUGACCGGUGA
Molecule: messenger RNA, 483 nt
Organism: Fonticula alba
Lineage: Eukaryota; Rotosphaerida; Fonticulaceae
Exons: 3
Coding region: 1-483 (160 amino acids)
Source: RefSeq, a predicted model, not a curated record